Ipomoea nil (Japanese morning glory) is the source of this 721-nucleotide messenger RNA. Its product is annotated as 17.2 kDa class II heat shock protein-like. Lineage: Eukaryota; Viridiplantae; Streptophyta; Magnoliopsida; Solanales; Convolvulaceae. The record is from RefSeq and is a predicted model, not a curated record. The transcript has a single exon. Bases 73 to 549 code for a protein of 158 amino acids. Gene Ontology annotation, biological process: response to hydrogen peroxide; protein folding; protein complex oligomerization.
CGUUUCUUCAUCACGUCAGAAAACAUUUUUAAUUUCAAUUAGCGAAAUUCCACAAAACACACUGUUGAAGAAAUGGAUUUGAGGUUGAUGGGUUUCGAUCACCCGCUUUUCCACCCGCUCCACCACAUCGUGGACUACGCCGGCGACGACAAGUCAUCCAACAGCAGCGCGCCUUCUCGGACGUUUAUGCUCGACGCCAAGGCAAUGGCAGCCACCCCGGCGGACGUGAAGGAGUACCCAAACUCGUACGUCUUCAUCAUAGACAUGCCGGGGCUGAAGUCCGGCGACAUCAAGGUUCAGAUCGCCGACGAAAACGUGUUGAGUAUUAGCGGGGAGCGGAAGCGUGAGGCGGAGGAGAAGGAGGGGGCGAAGUAUGUGAGGAUGGAAAGGAGGGUGGGGAAGUUAAUGAGGAAGUUUGUGCUGCCGGAAAAUGCAAAUAAGGAGAAGAUCACGGCGGUUUGCCAGGAUGGGGUGUUGACGGUGACGGUGGAGAAGCUGCCGCCGCCGGAGCCGAAGAAGCCAAGGACCAUUGAGGUCAAAAUUGCUUGAGAUUAGCAUAUGACUGCUCUGUUUCCUUUGCGUUAUGAAUAAUAUAAUUUCUCUUCAAAUGUGAUGACUCAGUAUGUAUGUUGGAAGGAGUUUCUGUUGGUUUUAAUUUCAAAUUAUCAUUUACUAUGUAAUGUUUAAGACCGUGUGACACAAAAUGAAUGCACAAGUUUAA